CCAUGUGCGAUUUCCACCCCAUACCAGAGUUGCAAAAACACGGGUCCUUUCUCGAGAACGUGGUCGACAUCCUGUUCAAAAAUGUCGUGUUUACAACUAACCUUAGCAAGGUCGUGCUAUGGAAACAUCCUGAAGAUUUGAAGAAGACCUUCGAUUUUUCGUUGGACCAACAUGGAACAUCGCAUGAAAAACUCUUGGCUCUUAUAAAAAAUACAAUUAAGUUUAGCGUGAAAACGGGACAUCUGUAUUUCAUUAAUCAACUUUUUUCAGGAUUAGAUCCCUACGGAUUGGCCGGACAAUGGCUCACGGACGCUCUGAACGCAAGUAUGUAUACGUACGAGGUUGCCCCAGUUUUCACCCUAAUGGAAACCACGGUAAUUCAGGAGGUGUGUCGGAUGGUCGGUCCCGACUGGCAAGAUGGCAUGUUCUGUCCAGGCGGGUCCAUGGCUAAUGGGAUAGCCAUCCAUUUGGCGCGAUUUAAAUACAACAAGUCCAUUAAGCAUUGUGGCGCAUCUGGCAUGCCUCGUUUAGUAAUGUUUACAUCUGAAGAAUCACACUAUUCGACCCACAAAUUUGCUGCCUUUUUGGGUAUAGGAGAAGAUAACGUAAUAGGAGUUAAAACAGAUGAUGUCGGAAGAAUAAUCCCGGAAGAUUUGGAACGUACAAUUGCAGAGGAACAAGAAAAAGGGGGUGUACCGUUUAUGGUAGUUGCAACCAUGGGGACAACGGUUAGAGGAGCCUUCGAUCCGGUUGAAGACAUUUUCGUCAUAUGCAGACGACACGGUCUGUGGUUACAUGUGGAUGCAGCCUGGGGUGGUGGUUUAAUAUUCUCGCAGAAGCAUCGGUCGAAAUUGAAUGGCAUCGAGAGAGCGAAUUCGAUAGUUAUAAAUCCUCAUAAGCUUUUGGCUGUUCCUCAGCAGUGUUCGCUCCUGUUGCUAAAAGACAAAGCUAUCCUCAAACAGUGUCACUCGAAGGGUGCUGAGUAUUUGUUUCAAAAGGACAAAUAUUACGAUCAGUCCUACGAUCCUGGAGACAAGCACUUGCAGUGUGGAAGGAAAUGUGACGUUUUUAAAUUUUGGCUCAUGUGGAAAGCAAAGGGUUCGUCCGGGUUGGCAAGGCAUGUGGAUGCAAUCUUAGAGACUGCGGAAUACUUUGAGAGUCAGAUAGAAGCACGUCCUGAUUAUCUGCUGGUAUCAAGACGGCAAUUCAUCAACGUGUGCUUUUGGUACAUGCCGCGCUAUCUCCAAGGGAAGACGGACGCAGUAAAGGAAUGCGGAGAACAACUCCACAAAGUUGCUCCGCAAAUCAAGGCUGUAAUGGUUAAGCACGGUUCUGUAAUGAUCGGAUAUCAACCUUUGAAGGAAUUUCCUAACUUUUUCCGAUUCGUUUCCCAGAACUCGGCACUCAGUUUCAAAGAUGUCGACUUCAUUCUGGAUCACAUCAGCGAAAUCGGAAGAGCAAUUUUUCAGUAAACGGUGUAUUUUAAAGUAGCAAUGAGUUAAGGUUCUUUUAGAAUAAGAUAGAUAAAAACAUACUCUGUACUGUUU
Molecule: messenger RNA, 1547 nt
Organism: Agrilus planipennis (emerald ash borer)
Lineage: Eukaryota; Metazoa; Arthropoda; Insecta; Coleoptera; Buprestidae
Product: cysteine sulfinic acid decarboxylase-like
Exons: 6
Coding region: 3-1472 (489 amino acids)
Biological process (GO): carboxylic acid metabolic process
Cellular component (GO): cytoplasm
Molecular function (GO): pyridoxal phosphate binding; carboxy-lyase activity
Source: RefSeq, a predicted model, not a curated record